UUGUCCUCUACGACGUGUGGUGGAACGGCGAUGCGACAGAGUGCUGCACAUGGCUGAAACUGAAGAAAUGGUGCUGCACACGUCGAAAAGGCUCAGAAAUCUGUCCUUAGAAAAGGGCAAGAGCACCAAAGGAAUUAUAACUGCCAUGGCCUCUAUGGCACCUUUGUCACAGGAGCAUGCUGACAUGGACAUAUUCACUGGAGAGGCCAUCGAUGUUGUCAUCGGAUCCUCAAGAGAUGACGGAAAGUUCCAGAAGGAGAUCACCGCUUGCCAGCCUGGAAACUUUAUAACCUGGACCAAAAACUUCAGUCAGUGUUUUUGCAACCAGAAAAGGUGAGAUCAUUUUCGCUGCCUUUUCUUUUUUCUCAGAAUGAAUCACAUGAAAUCGAGGAAAAUUCUCAGUAUUUCGUCCAAAAAACUUGAAGACUUCUUCGGUGCGCCAUCGUUUCAGACGGCGAUCAGGGAGUUGGGGGAAAGAACUUUCCAUAAGUAUAGGUGAAUGUUUCGGCAGCAGCGCCAGCCACCCACCAUGGAGCCCAACGAGGGGACGCUGCAGGACCUCGAAAACAUAGGUCCUGCAAACGCCAGCUGUACGCCGCCACUAUAACCAGAUAUGGAAUAUCCAAGGUUGGCUACCCACACAAGGUUAACCCUAGCUGCCUGGGAAAUUGGAAGUAAAAUGAAGUGAGAAGAGGACAGGAUAGAUUGAAAGUGAGAGAGAAAGACGAAGAUUGAAGAGGAGGACAGGAAAAGGCAACUACCGAUUUCCCCCGGGUGGGUCAGUCCGGGGGUGCCGUCUAUGUGAAGC
Dermacentor silvarum is the source of this 808-nucleotide messenger RNA. RefSeq lists its product as uncharacterized. The transcript has 5 exons. The record is from RefSeq and is a predicted model, not a curated record. Bases 50 to 337 code for a protein of 95 amino acids. Lineage: Eukaryota; Metazoa; Arthropoda; Arachnida; Ixodida; Ixodidae.